This is a messenger RNA of Ilex paraguariensis (yerba mate), 1448 nucleotides long. The record is from the annotation of a GenBank genome assembly. NCBI's taxonomy places the organism in Eukaryota, Viridiplantae, Streptophyta, Magnoliopsida, Aquifoliales, Aquifoliaceae.
AUGGUGGGGAAGUUAGUACAUAAGUUUUUGAACUAUGGAAAAAGCAAUAAAGAAUCCUUGGCUCAGCUCUUUGUUACUUUACUAAUCAAGUUAUCAUCUAUUGAAAAGCUUUGGCCCAAAGGUAUCUGUGCGAGCACAUUUGAAGGAUCCUGGAUAUCUAAAACAUGGGAUUCAAAAGUUGGCUGUAUUAGUGUUGAGGAUUUCACAGAUCGGUCUCAAAAUGUAGCAAGGGCAGUAGGCAAAGAAGAAGUAAAGAAGAUCUACAAGUGCAUUAAACUUUCUAUGUCGUAUGUUUUUGCCUUCAUGGAUGGCCAGGUUCAAGGAUCCAGGUUAAGGGAAGUUUUGUUUGGCAAGGGUGCUAUAACUACUACAUUGGGUACACCUACUACAAAUUUUGUUAAAAAUGAAACACAGCCUUGCAUUGAAUCUGUCCAGACAAAACGGAGGCUAACUACAGAAGGUUGGGGAGGAACACAGCAAACAUUGCCUUCUGACCCUAUCUUAACAAAAAGGAUGCGAUCUAUGAGAAGUUGGGGAGGACAACCCAGAGAUGGUUGGGGUGGAGCACCCAGAGAUGGUUGGGGAGGAGCACAGGAAGAUAUGCCUUUUGGUCCUAUCUUGACAAAAAUGCCGCAAGCUACUGAAGGAUGGGGAGGAGCACCUACUGAUAGUUGGGCAGGAGCUCCUAUAUAUGGUUGGGGAGGAAGACAGCAACCAAUUGCCCUUGGUCCUAUCCAGACAACACAGAUUCAAUCUACAGUAGGCUGGAGUGGAGCACAGCAAGCUUUUUCCUUAGAUCCUAUCCAGCCAGAACAGAUGCGUUUUCAACAAGGUUGGGGAAGGAUGUAACAAGUUAAUGAUGAGACUUUUGGCAAUGUAAAUCCGAAUUUAAAUCAUUCAAAUUGUUGUUAUAGAAAUCCAUUCGCUUCUAGUUUAGGUAAUCAGAUGUCUUGCGACAGAGAAAAUUCCUCCUGGUCAUACCAAUAGCCCGUUCAGGUCCUAAACUUUAUAUGGUCUUCUACAGCCAACUUUUGUUCCUCCAAAGCAUCCUCUGGGUUUUCAUGGGUCCCGUAGCAUAACUUGGGUGGUUUGGAUAAUGUCAAGUCAAACAUAGGCAUGUAAAAUGUGUGAACCAUUCCAAAGGAAAAUCUGGGCAUAGGCCACCUUCCAAUCUAAGAUAAAUAGAAUUUCGUUGAUUCUUGCACUUUUCCUAUUUUCUUUUAGGUGCCUUUUUUGGCGGUUUGGCCUCAUCUCUCUAUCCGGUGGAAUGUUGGGUAUUCUGUCAUGAAAUAGAAGGUUACUUCAAACUGACAUCCACAUUAGAAUACAUUUUCCAUUCAGAUCACAAUCAAGAGAGUGCAACAGUCCGUAUAUUCCUUUAAGCUUGGAGUGCUAAGUUUGUCUAUCUGAUGGAACAGGUUGAAUGCUCUUUUUCUGGGUAUUUGUUU